CCCUCACACCAAAAUUUCACAAUAAGGUUAUUUUAAUUGGCGAAAUAUAUAAUAGGCUUGUUUCUGUAAAUCAGUCUUGUAGAGGAAAUCAAGAAGAUAUGGAAACAAUCCAAAUACUUCACAUGAACAAAGGUGCUGGAGACACCAGUUAUGCUCAAAACUCCACUGUUCAGAGCAAAAUAAUAUCCAUAGCAAAGCCAGUGAUUGAGGAAGCCAUAAUAGGGAGUUUGAGCAUAAACAUACCAGAAAGCAUGGGCAUAGCAGACUUGGGUUGCUCAUCAGGGCCCAACACUUUGUCAGUGAUUUCUCAGAUAAUAGACGUGGUUCAUGCCAAAUGCUGCUCCUUAGGCUGCUCAUCACCAGAAUUUAGUUUGUUCUUAAACGAUCUCUUUAACAACGAUUUCAACUAUAUUUUCGCCUCGUUGCCCAGGUUCUACCAAAACAUCAAGAAAGAGAAAGGUCCCGAAUUCGGACCCUUCUUUGUUUCCGGUGUUCCUGGUUCGUUUUAUGGUCGAUUGUUUCCCAGAAAGAGUCUGCAUUUUGUCCACUCUUCUUCCAGUCUCCACUGGCUUUCUCAGGUUCCUCCCAGUCUGGAGAGCAAUGCUAGGACGGCCUUAAACAAAGGAAAGCUCUACAUUUCUAAAAGCAGUCCACAAUGUGUACUGGACGCAUACUCACUUCAAUUCCACAAUAAUUUUUCUGUGUUUCUCAAUUCUCGUUCAGAAGAAAUAGUAUCAGGAGGUCGCAUGGUUUUGUCUUUGAUGGGGAGGAGCACAUCUGAUCCCACCACUGAAGAUAGUUGCUAUCAAUGGGAGCUCUUAGCCCAAGCAUUGAUGAGCAUGGUUUCAGAGGGUUUAAUUGAAGAGGAAAAAGUUGAUUCUUUCAACGCUCCCUAUUAUGCUCCAUGCGCUGAAGAAUUGAAGAGGGAAAUACAAAACGACGGGUCGUUCGUAUUGGAUCACCUCGAAGCGUUUGAAAUCGAUUGGGAUGGCGACGGUGGACAUGUAUAUGACACGUUUGAAACACAAUGUCGUGGACGGCGAGUCGCCAAGACUAUAAGAGCCGUGGUUGAAUCCAUGCUAGAAUCUCAUUUCGGUAAUGAUAUGAAUAUGGAUGAAUUAUUUCGAAGGUUUGAACAGAUGGUCGGCGAUUAUUUAUCGAAGAACAAAACCAAGUACAUGAAUUUCGUAGUUUCACUUACAAGGAAUUAAAAGCCCUACUCUGAAAGCUCUAUUUUUAUUUGGUUGGAGAUAUUUUGGGGAAAAAAAAAAUUCCUAUCGUAUUAUUAUUGUAAUUUCGUAAUUCAUUUAUUUUCCUGUACUGCUGAAAAAAAACAUACGUGUUAUUUUAUUUUAUUUUACCAAUAACUUGUAUGACCUAUUUCUUAAUCUAUUCACAUUAUGGUGACCAUUGAAAGUA
Ziziphus jujuba (common jujube) is the source of this 1419-nucleotide messenger RNA. Its product is annotated as probable jasmonic acid carboxyl methyltransferase 2. Gene Ontology annotation, molecular function: S-adenosylmethionine-dependent methyltransferase activity. The transcript has 4 exons. The coding region runs from base 99 to 1211 and encodes 370 amino acids. The record is from RefSeq and is a predicted model, not a curated record. NCBI's taxonomy places the organism in Eukaryota, Viridiplantae, Streptophyta, Magnoliopsida, Rosales, Rhamnaceae. Gene Ontology annotation, biological process: methylation.